Messenger RNA from Alosa sapidissima (American shad), 3980 nucleotides. It is a transcript of the gene dbpb, whose product is annotated as D site albumin promoter binding protein b. Gene Ontology annotation, molecular function: RNA polymerase II cis-regulatory region sequence-specific DNA binding; DNA-binding transcription factor activity, RNA polymerase II-specific. Lineage: Eukaryota; Metazoa; Chordata; Actinopteri; Clupeiformes; Clupeidae. Gene Ontology annotation, biological process: regulation of transcription by RNA polymerase II. The record is from RefSeq and is a predicted model, not a curated record. Gene Ontology annotation, cellular component: nucleus. Bases 617 to 1765 code for a protein of 382 amino acids. The transcript is spliced from 5 exons.
UACAGGCCGCCCUAACGCUAAUGUGACGUCACGUGUGUUGCCCGUGUUCGUUCCAGCUGAGCCGAGUGCUCUCGGCGGCUUGAGCGCAAGCCGUGCCUCAACACUCAGAGAAAACUCAGGAGAGAGAGGAAGAGGGGGCUACAACAGAAAAAAACGACAGAGGGACUGUAUGGGAAAAAAGAGAAAGCAAAUAUCAGUCAGCCAAUUGCACUGCGUCCUUGCAACCGCCUCGGUCCUACUCUUUGUUGUCAUUUGUCAUUUUUGCUGGACAUAGUUUUCUUUCCUUUGCUUCUUCAUGCUCUUUGGUUUGAGGGUAUAUUUUGAAUUAUUUUACUCCUUAACUGGUGCAGUGUUAAUAUAAUUCUGUACCCGGCUUUGGUGUUGUCAUUCGAGUUGGGAAUGGACCGUCUUUCCCAGUUUUUUUAAUUUUCUGUUUGGAGCGAAGGAAUAUCCAAACGCGGUCGGAUAACUGUUGGGAUAUACAUCGCAUGGAACUAUCUGAAGCGUUGAUCUGUCAUAUGAAAUCUUCAUUCAUCAUAAAGUUCUGAACACGUCACUCAUCUCGACUCGGCACCCUCCAGCGAUCCCGGGAGAUCAAGACUCCGGCUAGACGGUGAUGUCCAGGCCGAUCUCGCAGAUUCUUCCUCCGGACCUUCACCACGCCGGAGCCAGUCCUCAGUUUGGAAGUUGUAAUCAGUCUUCAUACCCUGUCAACGGCGGCCACUUGAACCCUGCUGCUAACCUGAAAUCCCUCCUGCAGCUGCCAAUGAAGGGUGACCAACGAAGCAAAGACAUUGAAAUGAAAGACAAGGAGCGUCCUCUGGACGUGGACGAGGACUCCAUGGGCCGCUGUUCCAUGCGCAGCAGCAGCAGUGGCGGGAGCAGCAACAACAGCGGCAGCGAAGGCAACAGUAGCAACGGCAGCUUCUCCAACUCGACCUUCUUGGGCCCGCUGAUGUGGGAACGGACGCUGCCAGUGGACGGCGGGCUCUUCCAGCUGCAGUACAUGGACCUGGAGGAGUUCCUGACGGAGAACGGGAUGGGCAGCAUGCACUCCACGUCCAGCUGCUCCAGCGCGGCGCAGGUGCCCUCGCACAGCUCGCAGUCGGCCAUCCCCAACCAGAGCUCGCAGUGCCCCACCACCUCCCCGCUGCCCUGCUCUUCCUCCUCUUCGUCCUCCUCAUCGUCCUCCUCGGCCUCCUCGUCGCCCACGCUGCUGGGGCUCGACAUGCAGGCGCCGCCGAACUUACUGGGAGCCCCGGACUGUUUGCACGGUACUCACACAACAUCUCUGGACCACAACCAGUCCCCUUCUCCUUCCUCCUGUGGUCCCAUGCCUACUCCACCAGCGACCAACGGCACCGACCUCAUGGGGAGCUUUGACACCGAGCCCGGUGACCUGGAGCUGUCCACCGUCCCCGGCCAGGACGCCUUCGACCCCAGGGGGCACCGCUUCAGCGACGAGGAGCUUAAGCCUCAGCCCAUGAUAAAGAAGGCCCGUAAGAUGAUGGUGCCAGAGGACCUGAAGGUUAGCACAGCAGCACAGAAGGAUGAUAAGUAUUGGUCCCGCCGUCAUAAGAACAACGAGGCGGCCAAACGCUCCCGUGAUGCACGGCGGUUGAAGGAGAACCAGAUCUCGGUGCGCGCCUCUUUCUUGGAGCGCGAGAACGCCGCGUUGCGGCAGGAGGUGGCCGACAUGCGCAAAGAGCUGGGCCGCUGCCGCAACCUCCUCAACAAGUACGAGAGCCGCCACGGGGAUCAGUGAGGACUUGGAGGAGGAGGAGGAAGAAGAAGAGCAGCGAUGAAGCUGUUAAACGAAUGAAUGUUCCAGACGAUGAGAGACAGAAAAGAAACUGGUUGAACUUUUAAAUGGACUGAAGGAGAAGGAGACCUGAUGGAAUUGAGAGAAAAUGCAGAAGAGGUUCAGGACGGGAGAGAGGAGAGGGGAAAGAAACUAGUUUUAUACUGGGAGAGAGAAGAGAUCUAAAGAGAGAGAUAUAUAGAGAAAUUAAACAGCAGGUGUAUCUGUUUUUUUCUGCAGUGUGAUUUUAGACAGUUGAGAAAUGAAUUUUGGUAUUGGAGAGAUCUGUAUAUUUUUAUAUGAUAGAUAUAAACGAUAGGGGAUGAAGCUAAUUUUGGAAAUAAUUUUUGUAUAUUUGUAUAUUUUUGUAUAUUUUUAUAUUUGUUAGAUGGAGAAAGAUAUGGAUUUUUAAAGAUCUGUGUAUAAUAGAAUAAUGGUAUAUUAGCAACGGUCAGCACUUAAGAGGGAACACACACAGUCGUGUGACCUCACAAGAGAGGCGGAGUCUGCAGUGGAACAGGAAGAACAUCAUCGCGUCAGAUGGGACAAGAUUGUAAAAUAUUACAAAUACACAUUACUUUAAAAUUGUAUAGUUCCAUUCAUUUACUCUCAGAAUCCAUAAGGUCUUUGUUAUAUAUCUUUGAAUGAGGUUUUCAUUUGGCUUAGUAAUAAGAAGGAUAAGGUAAAGACAACUACAGAGAGAGAGAGAGAGGAGAAGAAACAGACAUAGCUGAACUGAUAUACCACAGGUGUUUUCUUCCUGUGGUUAAGAUCUCUCACUUGUCUAUGGAAGACUGUUGUCUUCUCUGGGUAAUUUAGUGGCUCCCAGCAGAACAGAGGAUUUUUUUUACAUGAAGAAGAUGAAUGGGCAUAUUGAUGUUAUUUAAGUCUCCUGUCUUUUCAGUUUCUCAUUCUGUCUCCUUUAGCCUCUCUCUCUUGCUCUGCCUGGACCGUAAUUCCAAUGCAAGGUUUCUGGAGUUGUCCAGUCUCUAUAGUCAGUACUGUAUCCUCUUCUAUUUUGUGUUGAUGGGAUUGAGAGGAGCCCAAGUCCAUCCUUAACUAGAUCACAUACACACUCACACAAACCCGCUAGAUAUCCUCAUGACCCUUGAGCAACAUUCACCAGAAUUGUACAUUCAUUAGUUUUGUUUGAAUUAGUUUGAAAGGAAUGAUGGCUAUACUUAAUACAUUGCUCUCUCUAUACCAAAAUUAGUUGUCUCUGUGUGUUUCUAAUAUGCAGCUAUAUUUUGUGAAUUGGGACUUUGUUAUCACAACUGUGAGUCUUUGAUUACGCCUAUUUUAUUUAAAAAUGAAAUCCAGAGUCUAUUCUUCAGGGCAGCAUCUUUACUAUACACAAAAAUGAACUUCAGGUGGACAUGUUAUGAUAAUGAAGCAAACUAUCAUCCACUUUGCUUGCAAAUAUGGUGUAAAAAAGAAUUCUCAAUGUGAUGGGUGGAAUCUUCCAUUUCAGUCUGUAUGUGUUCAUCUCCUCAAUGACCAGUUUUAAAAGUAAUUACUGUUACUAUUAAUUAUUAUUGUUAAGAUUAUAAUCUGUUAUUGUUAUCACUUAAAAAUGAUUGUUUUGCUCACUAUCUCUUUCUUUGAAGCUUUUUCCUAAAAAAAAAGAGAGAUUGCAGUUCCCCUACUGUCUCAGAGUUGUUAUGUCAUAUCCUGUUUGUAACAGCGGCCCUUCACAUACUUAUGCCAGUUCUGUAAAGAUCCUCCGACAGUCUUCAGAUACCCUUGUGGAUUUGUCACCUCCGUGAAAUGUGUUUGAGAAUCACAGACUCUCACCUGGCACACAGCCGGGGCUCAGCCUGGACUUCACCCUCUCCCCUGGGUGUGUGGACAUGACUAGAUGUUUGCCUGGACAUUGAGAACAACCUCUCAUUUGAUUGAUAGUUUGCAUCUAUUCAAGCACACCACAGACUUUUCUUUUUCAUUUUGUUGUUUGCAACCUAUGUUCCAAUCAGUGGCGGUAUGCUAUCCCAACUGGAUUGUGGGUAAUGUUGUCCCUGUUUUCCCCCUCCGAAUGUGGAUGAUUAUGUACAUCUCUUAUUGUGUCUCUUAUCUGAACUGCAACUACUGAACUGCAUCAGUGGCGACCACUGUUCCUAGCCAAGGAGUGUUGUAGUCAGAAAUUCAGAGAACACAAAAUAAAAGAAAUGUUCUUACUCAA